AUGGCGGUCUUCGAAGUGAUCCUUGAGAGCAUACGCCUCGUUGGACCUGUAAAUGUUCUUCUUCUUGCCUCCCUCUCUUUCCUCAUACUUCGCAGCAUUUACCGCAUCUACUUCCACCCUCUGUCACACAUUCCUGGGCCUAUUCUCCCGAAAAUCACCAACUUCUGGCUCUACUACCAUAUCUACUUCGGCGAUGAGAUCACCUGCACCAACCGGAUGCAUGCAAAGUACGGCCCAAUUGUACGAGUUUCUCCAAAUGAAGUUGAUAUCAGCGACAUCGACGCUGUACAACCCAUCUACGUGGCCAAAGGCGGGUUUAAGAAGACGCCCAACUAUGCUAACUUCGACAUCGACGGGCAUAAGACCAUCUUCUCAACCACAGAUAUGGACUACAGAGCGCCGCGGGCAAAGGCAAUUGUGUCCAUGUUUUCCACAAAAAGCAUUCGGGAUAACCAGGAGGCGCUUUAUGGGUGUGUCGAUCGCAUGGUGGAGAGGUUGCGCGAAGAGGCGGAGGAGAGUAAGAGGACAGGAAAGCCAGUCAAUGUGCUGAACACCGGGCGAGCUUUGGCUGUUGAUGGGAUGACAACCCAUUUAUUCCACGAGAACUAUAAUGGCACCUCAGAGAAGGCACAACGAUUGUCGGUGUCCUCUUUUGUAGACGCAUUUGUUGCCGUCGGACGGAUUUUCUAUUUGCCCAGCACUCUGUUCCACCUGUUCGAGUGGUCGGUUGACAAGUUUACGAAUCACGAACGGACGGACUUAUCCAUGGAAGUAGUCGACAAAUACGUCAGUAACCUUGUUGACAGCACUCCAAAGGGAGCUUUGAACUACCCCGGCCGCCUCAUGGCAAUCGGCCUGACUAGGGAUGAACUCAAGGCACAAUGCAAAGACCUUAUCUUUGCCGGAACCGACUCCACCGGCCACAACGUUGCUUCCAUGUGCCGCUACCUAGCCAUGCACCCCUCCAAGUACCAAAGACUCCGGGCCGAAAUCCUAGCCAACGACCAUGCCCCAGCUGACCAAAAGCUCGACGCUCAAUCCCUCCCUUACCUUUCCGCCUGUGUAAAGGAAUGCCUCCGAAUCAGCAUGGCCAACCCCAGCCGACCGCCGCGUAUCGUGCCCAAGGGAGGCUGGGUCUUCAAGAACACCACAUUCCCGGCCGGCGCCUGGGUUGGGGUCUCCGCCUACGAGCUGCACUUCAACCCCGUUGCGUUCCCAGACCCCUUCUCAUUCAUUCCUGAGCGCUGGUUCGAAGGCGACGAGCACUGGACGGAGCAGGGAAGCCGCUAUUGGUUUGCGUUCGGAGCGGGCCCGAGAAUGUGCAUCGCGCGGAAUUUGGCAACGACGGAGCUUUACCUGGCGACAGAACGGGUGGCGCUGAGAGAUGUGCUGAAGGGCGCGAGGCCCGGGAAACCGGUUGAGUGGUAUCAGUGGUUUAAUGCUUCAGUGAAGGGGGAGAGCAUUGACAUGUUUUGGGAUAAGGACACGGAUGAGAAGGAAAAAGUCGAAGUUUGA
This is a messenger RNA of Amorphotheca resinae ATCC 22711, 1515 nucleotides long. RefSeq lists its product as hypothetical. Gene Ontology annotation, molecular function: oxidoreductase activity, acting on paired donors, with incorporation or reduction of molecular oxygen; monooxygenase activity; heme binding. NCBI's taxonomy places the organism in Eukaryota, Fungi, Ascomycota, Leotiomycetes, Helotiales, Amorphothecaceae. Bases 1 to 1515 code for a protein of 504 amino acids. The record is from RefSeq and is a predicted model, not a curated record. The transcript is spliced from 4 exons.